Molecule: messenger RNA, 2862 nt
Organism: Didymodactylos carnosus
Lineage: Eukaryota; Metazoa; Rotifera; Eurotatoria; Philodinida; Philodinidae
Source: the annotation of a GenBank genome assembly
AAUGGAGAUGAUAUUAUUAUCAAAUAUACAAAAUAUAUUUUAACAAGUACACAGCCAAUCAGUGUUAUACAUGAUAUUCGUCUUGAAAUUGAAUAUUAUUAUCCAAAAUGUUUGUAUAAUACUCUCGAUUUAUUAUUUGAAGAAAAAGAAAAAGAUGUUCAAUUAUUUGAGAAUCUAUUACAAUUAUUAUUGAUUGAUGAAAAAGAACAAUCGAGUGGACCAUCAUUAACAGCUACCAUUUGGUUAUUAAUUGAUCAUUUUGGUCGUCUAAUGAAUGAUGAAUCAUCUUAUACAAUUUUAUUACAGAUAUUAAAAAUACUUUCAAUAGUACCGUGUUCCAUUAAAUAUCCUCAAUAUGAACAAUUAAUUCAUAUGGCAGCUGCAUUUGCUGAUUCACAUUUAAGAAUUAUCGAAUAUUUACACAAUUCAACAGUAAAAUCUUCGUUUGAUGACUUUAUAUUAUGGCGUGAUGCAUUAGUUAAUUGGAUACAAUUUAGAAAUUAUGAAUUUAAUUUAUUUAUUAGCAUAGCUCUAGUCGAUGUUGUUGUGCCAAAAAUUAGUUCAUUUGAUAAAAUUGAUGAUAUUGUAAAUCAACGUUUGACUGGUGAUAGUUCUGUCUCGUUAUAUGAACAAAAUAUGAAUGAUGCAACGCGAACAGCGCGAGCAUUUAAACGAAAAUUUUCACAAGCAUUUACUAAUGGAACCAGUGGUGGUUUUAAUGAGAAAACUCUAAAAAUUCCACAUCAAUUUCAAGAAGAAUAUAUAAUUUUAAUGACCUCAGUAUUUAAUGAAUUAGAUUUAGCUGAUAGUCAACAACAGCCCACAACAAAUCAUAAUCUUUUAUUAAACAUAGCUCAAACGUUGAUCGAUAAUAUUUUACCAGAUUCAACAAUGGACAUUCAUUUUGAUGAUGAAAUAAAUUUGGCCCUUGUUCGACGAUUAGAAGAUCAACCACUUGUAUGGAAUUUGCUUGAAAUAGUCAGUUCAGAUUCAAAUUCGUUUCAUUUAUGUCUACCGCUAGUUCGAUGUAUAUUAAGUUCACUCAUUGUACAAUGGGAAAAUUUACGAGAAGAAAGAGCUAAACUUUAUAAUCGUCUAUUAUCUUUAUCAACAAAUCUAUUAGUAUUACUAAGAAAGGCUCGAUAUUUACCUUCGCCAUUGAAUGAUAUUUAUGAAUUAUUUCCUUAUAUUUCAACCUAUGAUUGUUACAUGUUAAUGUUGAAUACAUGGAAUUAUUUAAAACAACAACAAUAUCCAUUAAUAGAUAAUUCUCGAUUAAAACAACAAAUUCGUGAACCACAAUUUAUUGAUCCAAUUCGAUUUGUUAUACAAAAAAAUAUACAAGAUAUGGUUUUAAUGACAAUGAUUGGCCGUGUGGCCGAUGGUCUACCAUUAGCUGCCUCUGUUCAUAAUGAUAUACGUGAUGAGUCUGGUAAAGGUACACCAGAAUAUCAAAAUCAAGCUAAAAAUAUUCUAAGACGAUUAACCCAAAAUUCACCAUCAAAAGCUAGUAUUGAAACUGAUCCAUAUAUAUUCCAUUGUUUGAUUGAUCAUGAUGUUUGUUAUUUAACAUUAUGUGAAAAAUCAUUUUCUCGAAAAAAUGCAUUCGCCUAUUUAGAAGAUAUUGCACAAGAAUUUAUUGUACAAUAUGGACAAAAAAUUCAAUUAGCUGCAAGACCAUACAGUUUUAUUGAAUUUGAUAAUUAUAUUCAAAAAAUGAAAAAACAAUAUUCGGAUAGUCGAUCGAAAGAAGUGAUGGGUAAACUACGUGGUGAUCUAAGAGAUGUACAAAAUAUUAUGUUAACUAAUAUACAUGAUGUUUUGAGUAGAGGAGAAACAUUACAGACAUUGGAUACAAAAGCAAACCGUUUAGCGAGUUUAUCUCAACAAUAUCGUAAAGAUGCAAAUUAUUUGAAUCGUAUGUCAUCGUUAACAAAAGUGGCGUUAUCCGUUGGCAGCAUUGUAAUAUUAGCACUUCUGGCAUACGAAAUCGAAACAAAAUAUACCGAAUUUUCUUCGAUAACUGUAGAUCAACAACGUGAAUCAAUAAUUCAGGGCAUACCAUCUAUUUCAACAUCAUCAGGCGACAUAAUGCAUGCGACACAACUGACUUCGGAACAAUGCAAAGAAGUAAUUAUUAAAAACAAUAAUUUACUUAAAGGACGAUGUUUUAGCAGUGCAGUACCGUGUGCGAGUCUCGAAUAUGCUAUCGAGUUGAAAGAGAACUGGACUCCGAAAUAUAAUGUCAGUGAUAAUGCGUAUAUCGAAGCUAUUGUGAGCUAUACUGAACAGCAUCAACAUUAUGGUCGAAACAAAUACACUGAUUUACAUCUUAAGGCACCGUUUGUAUCAUUCUUGCUUCAAUAUCAAAACGAAGAGCGUAAAGCAUCAACAAAUGUUAAGAAAGACCUUUAUAUAACAUGUAUGUAUAACUAUGAUAGAGCCAUAUUUGAAUUCGAUGUUGAUUGCAUCCAACCUACAAUAAAAUUUCGAAAUGAAAUAGAAGAAGCAUUAAAUUCAUCGGCUACCACUGCUCAAGAGCAACUUCGACAACUUUUUAAUAAAUAUGGUCAUGGGUUAGCUAAACGUGUUACAUUCGGUGGACAGAUUUAUUACAUAUACUAUAAGAAAGUCAACGGUGAGAUCGAUGAAACUGAAGAAAAAAAUAUUGCUGACUUUAAAAUAGCAAUUGAUUUCGGACAGACAAUAGAUAUUGGUGCCGCACAUGACGAAGGUAAAAGUGAAAAGUAUAUUUCGCAUAAAGAAACUGCAAAGAAAAAGUUUAAAGCGAUAGGUGGCGAUACACGUUUUGUCAACGCUCCUGAUAAAUGGGUUGAAACUGUUGCUGAUUUUUGUACGUGA